Molecule: messenger RNA, 3209 nt
Organism: Hippocampus comes (tiger tail seahorse)
Lineage: Eukaryota; Metazoa; Chordata; Actinopteri; Syngnathiformes; Syngnathidae
Gene: fgfr3
Product: fibroblast growth factor receptor 3
Exons: 16
Coding region: 94-2352 (752 amino acids)
Biological process (GO): protein phosphorylation; fibroblast growth factor receptor signaling pathway; positive regulation of kinase activity
Cellular component (GO): signaling receptor complex; plasma membrane
Molecular function (GO): ATP binding; fibroblast growth factor receptor activity; fibroblast growth factor binding
Source: RefSeq, a predicted model, not a curated record
CGAUGUUGAUUGUUGUUCUUGGGCGCAGACGCUGUGUCCAGCGAGUCGGCCUUCCUGGAGGACUUCGUCCUGGGCGUCGGGGACACCCUGGAGAUGGCAUGCGACCCCGAGGAGGACUCGGCCCGGCCCGCCGUUUGGUACAAGGACGGCGGGGUGCUCUCGCCUAGCGAGCGCACGCGGCCCGGACCGAGGAUGCUGCGCAUCGUCAACGUGUCGUACGAGGACUCGGGCGUGUACGCCUGCCGACUGGCCCGCAAUAACAAGCUGCUCAGCAACUACACCAUCAGGGUGACAGAUUCUCUGUCAUCCGGUGAUGAUGAAGAUUAUGAUGAAGAUCCCGAAGAUGCAGGUAAUGGCAAUGAAGCUCCGUACUGGACCAGACCGGAGCGGAUGGACAAGAAGCUCCUGGCGGUGCCUGCCGCCAACACGGUCAAGUUCCGCUGCGCGGCGUCGGGCAACCCCACGCCCACCAUCCACUGGCUCAAGAACGGCAAAGACUUUAAGGGAGAGCAGCGCAUGGGCGGCAUCAAGCUGCGGCACCAGCAGUGGACUUUGGUGAUGGAGAGCGCCGUGCCGUCGGAUCGCGGCAACUACACGUGCGUGGUGCACAACAAGUACGGCACCAUCACGCACACCUACCAGCUGGAUGUGCUCGAGCGCUCCCCGCACAGGCCCAUCCUGCAGGCAGGCCUGCCGGCCAACCAGUCGGUGGUGGUGGGCAGCGACGUGGAGUUCCACUGCAAAGUCUACAGCGACGCCCAGCCGCACAUCCAGUGGCUCAAGCACAUCGAGGUCAACGGCAGCCGCUUCGACCCCGACGGCGGACCCUACGUCAAAAUCCUCAAGACGGCGGGUAUUAACACCACGGACAACGAACUGGAGGUGCUCCUGGUGUCCAACGUGUCUUUCGAGGACGCCGGCGAGUACACUUGCCUGGCGGGGAACUCUAUCGGCUUUUCUCACCACACUGCUUGGCUCACGGUGCUUCCAGCAGCGAGCCCGGAGAAGGAGGACUACUACGCCGACAUCCUGAUCUACGUGACGGGCUGCGUUCUCUUCAUCCUGGCCGUGGUCAUCGUGGUCCUGUGCCGCAUGCGCAUGAGCGCGCAGAAAACGCUGCCCGAGCCGCCCGUGCAGAAACUCUCCAAGUUCCCCCUCAAGAGACAGGUAACAGUGUCCUUGGAUUCCAACUCGUCCAUGAACUCCAACACGCCGCUGGUGAGGAUCGCCCGGCUGUCGUCCGGCGACGGGCCGAUGCUGGCCAACGUGUCGGAGCUGGAGCUGCCCGCCGACCCCAAGUGGGAGUUUUCCAGAGCGCGGCUGACCCUGGGGAAGCCUCUGGGCGAGGGCUGCUUCGGCCAGGUGGUGAUGGCCGAGGCCAUCGGCGUCGACAAGGAGAAGCCCAACAAGCCGCUGACGGUCGCCGCCAAAAUGCUGAAAGAUGACGCCACGGACAAAGAUUUGUCCGACCUCGUGUCCGAGAUGGAGAUGAUGAAGAUGAUCGGAAAGCACAAAAACAUCAUCAACCUGCUGGGAGCCUGCACGCAGGACGGUCCGCUCUACGUUCUGGUGGAGUACGCCUCCAAAGGCAACCUGAGGGAGUACCUGAGGGCGCGUCGGCCGCCCGGCAUGGACUACUCCUUCGACACCUGCAAAAUCCCCGACGAGCAGCUGACUUUCAAAGACUUGGUGUCCUGCGCCUACCAGGUGGCCCGAGGCAUGGAGUACCUCGCCUCGCAGAAGUGCAUCCAUCGAGACUUGGCGGCCAGGAACGUCCUGGUGACGGAGGACAACGUCAUGAAGAUCGCCGACUUCGGGCUGGCCAGAGACGUGCACAAUCUCGACUACUACAAAAAGACCACCAAUGGUCGUCUCCCCGUCAAGUGGAUGGCACCGGAGGCUCUCUUCGACCGGGUCUACACUCACCAGAGCGACGUGUGGUCCUACGGGGUGUUGCUGUGGGAGAUCUUCACCCUGGGGGGGUCACCGUACCCGGGCAUCCCCGUGGAGGAACUCUUCAAGCUGCUCAAGGAGGGACACCGCAUGGACAAACCCGCCAACUGCACGCACGAGCUGUACAUGAUCAUGCGCGAGUGCUGGCACGCCGUGCCGUCGCAGAGGCCCACCUUUCGCCAGCUGGUGGAAGAUCACGACCGCGUUUUGUCCAUGACGUCCACCGAUGAGUACCUGGACCUGUCGGUUCCACUGGAGCAGUACUCGCCCACGUGCCAGGACUCCACCAGCACGUGCUCUUCGGGCGACGACUCGGUGUUCGCCCACGACGCCCCGCCCGACGAGCCCUGUCUUCCCAAGCAGCUGCCCCCCGCCACCAACGUCCCCGUUCACGCAUAAAACCUCAGAUGCGGGGUGGGGGUGGCUCGCGCCGGGGAACACCCCGGCCCGCCUCCCCGACCCCUCCCGAUAAUCACCUCACCUCACCGAGUGCACCCGGAAGGAUGUUAAAAUCCUUCCGCUGGGCUCGGGAAACUUUGAAGGAAUCUUUUUCUUUUUUUUUUUUUUUUUUUUUUAAAUCACAAAGUUUAUUUUUCUACACGGCCAGUCUUUUGUUACGGACAAUCUGCGGGACGGGAAAAAAAAUGGGAAAUGGGGGCGGGGUAACCAUUCUGUGCCUACAAAGAUGGAAGCUCCCGGAUUGCGGAAAUCUUCCAAAGGUCGGACUCGACGUUCUUCCAGUCCUCCAACGAGUCGGCCUCACUCACGAGUUCCCUGAAGACAGUCUCGUGGAAAUCGAAACAAAGAGGCGUUCGAUUGUCAUCUAGCAUCCUAAACUGAAAAAAAAAAAAAAAAAAAAAAGACACUGUUGUCGACGAAAUGUUUGAAGUCUAUGAAAUAAUGAAAGUGUAUAUUUGUAAAGGUAUUUAUAGCUGGACAGGCAUUGGCUGGAAGCGGCGCACCAAAACACUCGCGGAACUUAUUUGAAGUCGGGCCCACCGUCGCCCAUCUUGGUUUCCACAAACACAUUUGAAGGACACACUGGCAAAAAAAAAAAAAAAAAAGCAACCAAAAAAACUGUCAUUUUACUCAAAAAGAAAUGUUGGAAAGGCACAACAACCGUAAAAAAAUGAAGACGAUGCAGUGGUGAAGUUUCCAGGGGGGGGGAAAGUCAAGUUGAAGAAAACGGCAGAAAUUUACCAGAUUUGUUUUUUGUUCAGUUUAACUUGUGAGAAUUUUUUUUCACAUUACAGGGG